Molecule: messenger RNA, 4544 nt
Organism: Neoarius graeffei (lesser salmon catfish)
Lineage: Eukaryota; Metazoa; Chordata; Actinopteri; Siluriformes; Ariidae
Gene: zmat5
Product: zinc finger, matrin-type 5
Exons: 6
Coding region: 272-751 (159 amino acids)
Cellular component (GO): U12-type spliceosomal complex
Molecular function (GO): zinc ion binding
Source: RefSeq, a predicted model, not a curated record
ACGCCAGCGAAUCAGGAAGGUGGAUGUCACAGUGACGUUGUCCAAUGAGGACGCCAGCUAGAGCUCAGCACAGCGUAUUCGCGUAUCUCAAUGUUUACACAGCACCGGACCAGAUACGAUCUAGAUUGAAUACGUGGACGCUGGCGGAUUCCCGUUUCCCAGCUUUUCCAGGUGGUUUAAUGUAAACGGACAGUGCAUCCGCGAAGAAAACGAGACAGAUACGGUCUAAUGUAAACGUAGCCUAGGCUACACGAGGAUAAACACAACGAGGAUGUUGAAUUCUCUAGUGACUCUGCUUCAGAGUAUAUUCAGAAUAAGUGGGGCUCCGCUCUUCAAAUUUAUACUGAUGGAUCUAAAGAUCCUGAGUCAGGAAGGCUUUCAGGAUACGCUGCACAACAGAAAGAAACAUCUGAAUGGUGUCCAGCACCAUAGAGCCAAAAAAGCGUGGUUCGACAGCUUCCGAGAUGCAGUUGCAGUUCUUCAGGACGAGAGGGCAAAACAAGGAUGUAGGAAGUUCCUGCAGACAGGUCAGUGUGUAUUUGGCCCCAGUUGCCGGUACUCCCAUAUGUCUGAACAGGAUAUGAAGAAUUUGGAGCAAAAUAUUCAUGAAGAAAGACAGCAGGCGGUGGACUUUUCCCAAGAGGAAUCCUCCACUAAUCCUUCAUUAGAGGAGUGGCUGUCCAGGAGAGAGAAGAGGGCAGCUCUGUCAUCAGGAAGUAAACCUGUUGGUACAGUUAAACGCAGCACAUGAAUGAGGCAUCUUUAUUCUCCGCUUUGACCUAUCCAAUAUGGCGGCGAGGAUGACGUAUGAUUCUACGCGGAAGGCGGCGUCUUUAAUGGUCCGGAAUAAAUUGAAUGCUACACAUUGAUGGAUUAAUUUGUUGUUCUACGCCCUUUUUGAGGAAUGUAUUGUAGGACUUAAACCAACAUCUGAAGAGGUGAGAUCGCUCCUUUUUUUCCCUAUUUUUGCUGGCGGGAUUGACUCUGCCCUAAGGGCUAUUUUUUCUCUCUCUCUCACUUUGCACCAUUACACAAUAAAUAUUCACAGUGAAAAUAUUUUGUAAGCGCGUUUCAUGAACCAAGUUAUAGGAUUUGUUGACAACUCGCAUCGAGUUUGUUACACUUCUACCCAGCGUGAAGCACUGACAGUCAUGUGGUUGUGACAUCAUCGUAAACAAAUCCGUUCUACUCAUCCAGACGACUUCGCAACGGCAACGUUGCCAGAUCUUUCCACUCUGGGACCCGUUCUCAAAAAGAUUGCGUUUUGGGCACCCAAAACGCCGGUGCCGUGUGGACGCCAGGCCUAAACGAUAAGCAAUUGUAUCGGAGUCACCUGAAUCCGUUGCCGUGUGGACAGCGCCUAAAACAACUCCUAUAAAUAUUUUGUGUGUAACCAAUUGAUAUGGUAAUGCUUGUUUAACAUGAUCAUUUGCUAUUCAUGUCAUUUUCCAAAAUACUAGAGGAAAUCAGUGAAGAAAUGUCGCUGGCACUAUGGUCCAUUUUGUCGAGUAUGGUCAUGUAUUGUAAGUAACGUCACACUUUAUGAAAACCAUUCAGAGUUCUUUUAGGUAAACAGGAAUUUGUUUGUGGAAUAGCUGACCUCGAUCAGUGUAACCUAGUCAAACACGUGAUAACUUUAAGAAACAGGUGAAACAGUUUUUAUGGAGUAAAUACCAAACCCAGUUUUAUUGUGUGUAAGUAACUAAUUUUUAAUCAUUUUGGUGCCAUUUUUGUAAUCUAGUUGUAGUCUAAUGCCGCUUUUCCACUACAAACGCGGCUGAGCUGUGCCGUGCUGAGUCGAGCUGAGCGGGGCUGUUAGAGUUGCAUUUCGACUACAACCGCGCUGAACCGUGCUGGCUGGAAGUGGGUGGACACAUUGGGUGGAGUUAGCGAAAGUGGGUGGACGUCAGGUGAUGUUGUUAAGCAGCGCAAACAGUGACAUUAGUGAGCUUUUAAGCGGUAGUCUCACGACCCGGAUAGUAAACAAUAAACAUGGAGGACAUGGAGUUGUUAGUGUUGCUGGUCUUGGUUCUGUGGCUUGUUGUCACAGACAAUGCCAACAGAUACUGGCAAGAGUGUAUAGAUGAGGCGAGGCGCAUUAGGCUUCAGAAAUUCUCGUAAUUCUUCUUCCGGGUUUGCGGUGUUUACAGAUCCCAGCGUGCUUGCGGGGCGUGUGUGGGCAUGUGAGGAUACUCCUCCUCACCAAUCAGUGCACAGGGGAGUGUCUGCUCACGCCCCCAGCCUCACUCAGCUCGCUUUGGCUCGCUUCAGCCCCACUCCAAAAUGGUGCGAGUUUUAGGGGCUACGCAGGGCUGAAGCGAGCCGAGUCGUGCUGUUUUUUGGUAGUUGAAACGCGAGCCGUGUCGGGCUGAAGUGAGCUGAAGCGAGCUGAAGUGAGCUGAAAAAGGGUAGUGGAAAAGGGCCAUAAUAAUUACAGUUGGCACAUACUCAUUGUGUUUUAUAAUUUAGUCAAUUUAUUGUCUAUUGUUUCCUGCUGUCCUCUUGAUGACCACAUUGGAAAUAAGUGUAUUUUAUACUUUGUGUUAUCCUUGGUGCUAUUUAUACUGUGUCUUUUACAUGUAUGAAUUUUACCAAAUAAAUCCAUACCCACAGCUCGGGCGUUUUUUACUGCCUUUUUUCGUACAAAUUACAUAUUACUGCCUUUCGUACAUAUUACUGCCUUUUUUUCGUACAAAUGCAUCUUCCUGUAAUGUUCACAUGAAUCCUGUAUAGUAAAGCAGUGUUUGUUUACCCUCUUUCUGUGUUGCCAUGGGGGUUGGACUGUCUACUACUGUAAUCAUGGUAGGCUAGCCUGGGGAUGUCUUGAAGUUUUUCAUGAAUGCGCCGUGAGCAUGCUAACAAGUAGUAUAACGCAUAGGUUCAGCCUCAUUUUACAGGUAAAGAGCUAAGGUUUGUCCAUAAGUCAGGGUUGCAGCUCAUUAACUAUUUCAGAUGUAUAGUGAAAAAAUUGAAAUCAUCACCUUAGUAGACCUUUUGCUUUGCCCCUUCAGUACUGAAGUAUACACUCAGACUUGCGCCCAAAUGACGUCACACAUCGCCCUUCCAACAGGCAAUGUGGCAGCCUCCUGGUGGCAUUAGAGCAGCGAUACAAAAACACACUCAACUUUCUUAUGCCCCUUUUCCACCAAAGCAGCUCCAGGGCUGGUUUGGGGCCAGUGCUUAGUUUGGAACCGGGUUUUCUGUUUCCACUGACAAAGAACUGGCUCUGGGGCCAGAAAAACCAGUUCCAGGCUAGCACCAGCUCUUUGCUGGGCCAGAGGAAAGAACCACUUACGUCAGCGGGGGGCGGACUUGUUAAGACCAACAACAUUUUUAAGCGACAAGAAGCAGCAGCUGUACAAACGUGAAGUCAUCCAUUAUUGUUGCUGCUGCUUCUUCUCCGUGUUGUUGUUGCUUCGAUGUUUGCGCCAAGGUUUAUGCAAACGCAGCGCCGUAACUGACGUAUACAGUGACGUAAUGACGUGGCUCCCCUUAGCACACCGAGCUAUGGAAACGCAAACUGGUUCUCAGCUGGCUCGCAAGUUGAACAAGUUGUGAACCAGCACUGGCCCCGAACUAGCCCUGGAACUGAUUUGGUGGAAAAGGGGUAUUAGAAAUGGUCAAACAUGCCUGAAACUUUUUCUUACGGGUUCUCAAUAUUACAAGCUAUCAACCCAUGCAUGUAUUUACUUUGCAUUUUCUAUUCCUUUCAUGUUAACUUCAUAUUCUAAGCAAAGUUAUUAGUAAAAAUCACUACCAAAAACAUUAAUAUUGGCCAUAUGAUUUAAAAUACUAUUCAUGUUUCGUACCAUUCUCACUACAGAUCACUGAGUAAAGGUUGUUUACCAGAGAGUAAACAACCUUUAAAAGAGAGUCAAUGAUUGAUUACUCACUGAUAUCAGACCAUUUGUGGGCUUGACAGUGGAUCCUUGCCUGAUUUUGGAUUUGAUGUACUUUGUAAGCUGAUCCACCAAGGUAUUUAUGUGUGUGUUUGAGAUGUUGACAGUUUGUCUCCAUAUGAAGCAGUAGCAGAAAGCUCAGAUAGUGGUACUUGAAAGUUUGAACCCUGUAGAAUCUUCUGUAUUUGUGUAAAUAUGACCUAAAGCAUCAGAUUUUCAUUCAAGUUCUAAAAGUAGAUAAGCAGAACCCAAAAUGGAACAAAAACAUAGUAAUUUAUUUAUUGAGGAAAAUGAUUUCAAUAUGUGAGUGCAAAAGUAUGUGAACCUUUUUGCUUUCAUUAUCUGGUGUGACUCCCUUGUGCAGUAAUAACUGCAAAUAAAGAUUCUUGUAACUGUUGAUCAGUCCUGCACAUUGGCUUGGAGAAAUUUCAGCCCAUUCCUCUUUUACAGAACAGCUUCAGCUCUGGGAUGUAGGGUUUCCUCAUAUGGUCCUCACUUCAGGUCCUUCCACAUCUUUCCUAUUGGAUUAAUGUCAGGACAUUGAUUCAGCCAUACCAAAACAUUAACUUAUUUAUUUAAUUUUAUUUUAUUAUUCUAUAAUGAUUCUUUGGUAGAAUAACUGUGUGAUUUUAGUGUCAUUGUCUU